Molecule: messenger RNA, 626 nt
Organism: Phytophthora nicotianae INRA-310
Lineage: Eukaryota; Oomycota; Peronosporomycetes; Peronosporales; Peronosporaceae
Exons: 1
Molecular function (GO): ferric iron binding; ferrous iron binding; acid phosphatase activity
Source: RefSeq, a predicted model, not a curated record
GUGAUACCGCUAUGUUUGACUCGUGCAUGGGCAAGUUCUCGCAGUGGGGCGACGAUAGUCGCAAGCAGAUCGCCGAAAAGGUGAAACAAUCGACGGCGACGUGGAAGAUCGUCAACAGCCACUACAGUCCGUUCAACCACUACACGGAGCAGAACAUGAACAAGUGGUUCGAUGUCCUGCGCGGCUCUGGUGUCCACGUGUGGCUGAACGGCCACACUCACGGCGAGAAGCACGACUACUCUCAGUCGUUGGGCAUCCACUUCAUUGAAAACGGUGCUGGCGGUGGUAUCCAGAAGGAGUCGGCUAGUGGAAUUCCGGCGUACGCGGCUCCGUUCGUCCAGAACAAGUGGGCGUAUGGCAGCGAUGAGUACGGCUUCAUGUCGCUUCAAGCGUCGAAGGACUGGAUCAAGCUGCAGUACCACACGGCGGACAAGUCGUGGCAGUAUGGAGAGACCUUCAACAGCACGACGGUCGGUGGCGUGGAAACCAAGCACUGCUGGUACAUUCCGUCUGACGGCACGGAAGGCAAGGGUUGCUAAUUGCGUGGCUUUGCUUCGUCGGUAUGACAACGAUAAACCUGUAGAAUGAGGAGGUUUUAGAUGUAUGGUAACCACAAAUAACCCUCA